Molecule: messenger RNA, 1716 nt
Organism: Penicillium pulvis
Lineage: Eukaryota; Fungi; Ascomycota; Eurotiomycetes; Eurotiales; Aspergillaceae
Product: ribonuclease H family protein
Exons: 1
Coding region: 1-1716 (571 amino acids)
Biological process (GO): DNA replication, removal of RNA primer
Molecular function (GO): nucleic acid binding; RNA-DNA hybrid ribonuclease activity
Source: RefSeq, a predicted model, not a curated record
AUGUCUCCAUCUCCGGAUCGCGAUCAAAAAGAGCGACGGAGAAUCCAAGGCCCACGUCGACGAAGCCGUAGCCCUGAUUUCCACGCACCACUCGAGUCCGAGACUCGACGACAACGAAGCCGAAGCCCCCGACGAAGAAGCCGGAGCCCUGAUUUCCAACGAUCCAACAAGUCUGAGACUCGACUAAAGACCCCAUUCGUGAAACAAUACAGCUUACGGCGGAGAUGUGAGAGGGUGCACAUUGAUGAGAGGCUGGUCAUUGACCUGGUCACCCCCGAGCCAGAAAUUAUUCCCACUAUCGAAAAUGCCGUCAUCGAAGAUAUCAAUGCAACAAAUAAUCCUCAUCCUCAUCCUUUUCAGACUUACAGAGACCCAGUUGACCUGAGCUCUAGUUCCACCCCUGACCCCAUCUUCACUCCUCACCCGUUGCCCAUCUCUCGACAGCCCUCCACUCAUAGGAAUGGCGAAGGAAUUCAUGAUGCAGCAAAUAUUCCUCAUUCUUUUCAAACUUACAGAGAGCCAGUUGACCCGAGCUCUACUUCCACCCCUGACCCCAUCUUUAUACCUCACCCGUUGCCAAUCUCUCGAGAGCCCUCCACUCAUAGGGACGGCGAAGGAAUCCAUGGGAUAGCGGCUGCUUUUCGGGGACCUGUAUCACAACGUGCUGAUAGGAUCAGGGCGACUUUUGCUGAUGCAUUUGGAGGCUCCCAAAAGCCUGACCUAGCCAGUCAAAUACCCAGUCGCCCCCACAGUCAUCCACCAAGUGGCCUGCCCCCACACCCGGUGGCAUUUUCUUUCAAGGAAGUCUAUGAUAGUGUAUUUGGAGGCCCCCAAAAGGCUGAACCACCCAGCCACCCACUUCCACACCGGGUGGUAGGCCCUCUCAAGAGUACUGGCUCUGAUGCCAUACUCGUACCCAAUCCAAGCCAACCGGUUCUUGCUACAAACCCCGAGCCUUUCAGUGGCAGGGUGGUAAACAAUUUGGACCGCACUACAGCAAAGAAAUUGGCUUCAGAUAUGCUGAAGAUGCCGCUCUACAAAGACGGCGUGUACUACUACAUCUUCUGGACAGACGGCUCAUUCCAGCGAGUUGGUGCUUUGAAUAAGGGAGGUGCAGCAGCAGUGUGGUUUGACCCCACGCGUGAUGAAUGGUACUCGUGGAGAGAAAAGGCCCCAUAUGGAGAUACCACCAGUAAUGAUGCAGAAUUAUUGGGUAUCGGGAUAGCGCUCCGGACAGCCUCGAGCUUCAUUGCUAGAUUCCAGGAGAAUCACCCGUUUAUUCCCGUUGCUCGGCACGAGGUAUUCGUUUUCACUGACUCCUCUGCGUGCCUGCAACUGAUACCCAGAGCUCACUUUUACCCGCUGUGCAAACAAUGGGCUAGACAAUCCCUGCUCGGGGAUAUUCUAGAGGCCAGUGCGUCGUUAAAGCGGCUAGGCGCAAACAUCCAGCUUCACUGGGUACCUAGCCACAGUGGUGUCAUUGGCAACGAGGUCGCUGAUCGUGAAGCCAGAUAUGCGGCGCAUGGCGAAUUUGUGGGGCAACAGGCAUCUUCUGGGCCAUGGGAACGACCAAGCGCUGUCACUGCAAGCGGCCUGACAAUGACCACGAUAAACCACGCGGCAAGGAGCAUAGCAAGGAAGCAUAGGAAUAUGGUGAACCGGUUCAACUCUAUCCUACAUCCUCAGGGCUCUAAAGACUACAUUUCUCUCUUAUGA